AUGGAGCUUGAAGGGGUGGAGGCGCUCUGCAUCGUUUUCUUGCAGGGUAUCACUGCAGCAACUUUGUGUGCUGCUUUCUUACAAUCUCUGUGGAGGGGUCAGCUGCCCGACAUAGUUGUUCAGAUGCAAUAUGGCCUCUGCAGCCUCAGAGAUCGCUGGACUCAGAAACCGAAGCCCAAGCCCGGCAACGCACGCGUCGAGGCGAAGUUUGUCGACACGUUGUGCAAACUGUUGACCAACGGCUGCAGAGUCGUAGUUGUGGCUCUCUUUCUGCGAUUGCUUGCCAUUCAAGGCCCUCUGCUGAAGCGUCAGAAUCAUCAGCUGCAACCUUCGCUGGACGUCUCCAACAUUAUCUCAUAUCCAAUAGUGCUCUUUCUAGUCAUUUUCCACCACAGGGCCAUUUCCUGCAGAACGCUGGAUAUUUGGUACGUCCUGCUGCAAACGCUUUGUGUAAUUCCUUUACUUUGGACUGCACCAGCGGAUGUCACCAGCGUCUCCCUCAUCACUUUGCUUCCUCGCGUGAUGCUGGGUUUGUGCCCGAAGCGUGGGUGGCUUCCAGUUAUUGGGAACGUGGUUCACUGGAUCUUAGCUGUGAAACAGGUGGAGUUCCGAUUGCAAAGCGAUGUCUUUCUCGCACAGUCAGCCGAACUUGUUCUGCUAUUCUCCGGCGUUUUUCCCCUCAGGCACGCACUGUAUGAAAAUGUCAGGAUGAGUUUUGAGUUGAGCACGCGCACCAUUGAGCUCUCAGCAGUUUCGGGACUGCUUCUUGGAUACUGUGAUGCAGUGGUCGAGGUUGAUAGCAGCCUGAAACUCACAGACGACUCUCGGCAGUUUUCCACAUUGCUUCUGCACGGGCAUGGCAUCUCUGCUGGAAGUUUGGCCGGCUACGACUUCCUCAGCUUUUUCCAUGUGGACGACCGGGAACACAUCAGCAUGUCAUUGGGUGCGAAACACGAGAGCACACAAGCCUUGGCUCUCAACGCUCGGAUGCAGGAUUGCUUGGGCAACUUUGUGAAAGUAGAGAUCUUGUUUACGUCCUUCCAGAAUGCAGAUGGACAAGAGUGUCGCUUGGUCGGAAUGCGUGAGUUCCAAGACUUCAACUCCGUGGCAGUGCCUCUUCCUAUGGGCCCUGCACACUCGCCUGCAGCCAGCCCUUCGGAGGACGCCUGUUCCGUUGCAUUUGACGCCACCUCCUUUGACAUCCUCUCCCUGUCCGCGGGCUUCAAAAAGCUUUGUCUCGAGAACGGAGCUGACGACAUUUCGGAGGGCAUGAGCAUCUUCGACUUGUCUACAG
Symbiodinium necroappetens is the source of this 1294-nucleotide messenger RNA. The record is from the annotation of a GenBank genome assembly. Lineage: Eukaryota; Dinophyceae; Suessiales; Symbiodiniaceae.